This is a messenger RNA of Alternaria metachromatica, 186 nucleotides long. RefSeq lists its product as uncharacterized. The transcript has 2 exons. Lineage: Eukaryota; Fungi; Ascomycota; Dothideomycetes; Pleosporales; Pleosporaceae. Bases 1 to 186 code for a protein of 61 amino acids. The record is from RefSeq and is a predicted model, not a curated record.
AUGGUCUUCCUAUACGACAAAGUUCUAAUGCUCAACGCAGCCAACCACCGCCCCAGGCCUCGCACCGUCGACGAUCUGAAUCUGAUGGAGGGCUUACUGAGACCCAAGCGAGAGGUCUACGUCAAGGACAGGGUGAGUUGGGUCCAUGGAGUGGAAGGAGCGAGGCAGAGUGAGAUCAUGGAGUAG